CGAGACCGAGGAGAAGGAACCGGGAGCCGCCAGUGCCGGUCCUGUCAUAAUAAACGAGUCCCGCCCGCUGUGUGUGUGCUGUCACCUGGAGCCGGGGUGCUGGAUGGCAUGCCCGGCUCCGUGCCCACUGAUCCGGGGGCUCCCCCUGUACAUGGCGGCUGCCUGGAUGGAUGGAUGACUGUGAGGCGGGCGAUGAGAGAGAGGGAGGGAGGGAGCUGGGCAGCAGCUGGAGCCUGUGACGGGGCGAGGACGGAGGGCGCCCGGCUGAUUGGAAGGCAGUGCAGGCACGGAGAGCAGUGGAGGCGGGGGAAGUGCGAGCUCUCUGCGGGGACUGAGCCGAGUCCACGCCCGGGGCCAGCGCUGCAGAUCUGGCCGUUAUUUAAACGCAGCUCCCCGGUACUCGAGCAGAAGGAGCCGCCUAACGCGCACAGAGUCUCCUGGACGACUUGGUGCUAAGGCUUUGCCCAGUAGAGAAUGAACGGAGCAGCUGGCGACGAACAAACCAGCAUGACUGCCAUUAGUGAUCAAGAUCACUGGUCCCAGGAGGACAUGCUUACUCUCCUGGAAACCAUGAAGUCCAUUCUGCCCAGCCAGGACAUUUUAAAGUUUAAAACCACAGAGUCUCAUCUAGACUGGAACAAGCUGGCAUUUAAGAAUUAUACGGGACCCGUGUGUCGUCAGAAGUGGACUGAGAUCUCAACUGAGGUGAGGAAGUUCCGCACUCUCUCAGAAAUAAUUAUAGAUGCAGAAGAACAUGUGAAGAACCCAUAUAAAGGGAAAAAACUGAAGAAACACCCCGAAUUCCCCAAGAAGCCCCUCACACCCUAUUUCCGCUUCUUUAUGGAGAAGAGGGCCAAAUACGCUAAGCUACAUCCAGAGAUGAGUAACCUGGACCUAACCAAGAUUCUGUCCAAAAAGUAUAAAGAGUUACCAGAGAAAAAGAAGACUAAAUAUAUUCAGGAUUUCCAGAGAGAGAAACAAGAAUUUGAGAGGAACCUGGCAAAAUUCAGGGAGGAGCACCCAGACCUCAUGCAGGCUACAAAGAAAUCAGAUGUCCCUGAAAAACCCAAGACCCCCCAGCAACUCUGGUACAAUCACGAGAGGAAGGUUUACCUUAAAAUAAAGCCUGAUGCUAGUACAAAGGAAGUGAAGGAAUCUCUAGGGAAACAAUGGUCACAGCUCUCUGACAAGAAACGUCUCAAAUGGAUCCAUAAAGCAUUGGAACAGCGAAAGCAAUAUGAGGACAUCAUGCGGGAGUACAUCCAGAAACAUCCAGAAAUGAACCUUGAGGAGGGCGUUACCCGCUCCACUCUUACCAAGGCAGAGCGUCAGCUCAAAGACAAGUUUGAUGGACGGCCAACAAAACCACCUCCAAACUGCUACUCCAUGUACUGUGCAGAACUAAUGGCCAACAUGAAGGACGUCCCCAGCACAGAGCGCAUGGUCCUCUGCAGUCAGCGGUGGAAGCUACUGUCUCAGAAAGAAAAAGAUGCAUACCACAAGAAGUGUGAACAGAAAAAGAAAGAAUAUGAAGUGGAGUUAGUGCGUUUUCUUGAGAGCCUCCCAGAAGAACAACAGAAGAGGGUUCUUGCGGAAGAAAAGAUGGUGGGGGUGAACAAGAAGCCCUCACAAGCAUCAAGGGUGACUGGUCAGGAUUCUACGAAGCCAAAGAGCAGAGCAGAGAAGAAGAAAGCUCCAGAUGAGCGGGGGAAACUCCCAGAAACGCCGAAAACAGCAGAAGAAAUCUGGCAGCAGAGUGUAAUUGGUGACUACCUGGCCCGGUUUAAGAAUGAUCGAGCUAAAGCUGUCAAGAGCAUGGAGUCCACUUGGUUGAACAUGGAGAAAAAGGAGAAGAUCAUGUGGAUUAAAAAAGCAGCUGAGGACCAGAAACGAUAUGAGAGAGAACUAAGUGAUAUGAGGUCUGCUCCAGCUGCAGCAAUCCCUCCAAAAAAGAUGAAGUUUCAGGGAGAACCCAAAAAAGCCCCAAUGAAUGGUUAUCAGAAGUUCUCACAGGAGCUCCUCUCAAAUGGAGAGCUAAAUCAUCUCCCCCUGAAAGAGCGCAUGGUGGAGAUUGGCAGCCGCUGGCAGCGGAUUUCCCCCAGUCAGAAGGAAUAUUACAAGAAACUGGCAGAAGAUCAGCAGAGAGUCUACCGCAUGCAGCUUGAAACGUGGAUGAAGGGUUUAUCAUCUCAGGAUCGGGCAGCAUACAGAGAGCAGUCAACCUAUAAGCGCAAGAGUACAACGAAAACACAAGCACCCAGUCCAAAGUCUAAGGCUACAGCUCAGAGCAAGUCAGAUGAUGAUGACGACGAUGAGGAGGAGGAGGAUGAUGAUGAUGAUGAUGACGAAGACGAGGAUGAAGAUGAUGACGAGGACAAAGAGGAUUCCUCUGAUGGGGACUCCUCUGAGUCUAGCAGUGAAGAUAGUGAAGAUGCAGAAGAGAAUGAGGAUGAGGAAGAAGAUGAUGACGAUGAAGAGGAUGAAGAUAAUGAGUCCGGCUCCAGUUCUUCAUCAUCCUCUUCGGGAGACUCUUCAGAUUCUGACUCUAACUGAAGAGGAGCCACCAGCUGUGAAAAAACCAGAUCUGACAUUUUAAGGGCACCUGUCCCCCUACACUUGAGUCAUGCAAAUUUUCAGUUUGAAAGGAAACUGACUGCACGGAAACAAAAAAAGUGAAGACUUGGCGGUUUAGUAUUUUAUCCUCCCUCAUCUUGGUGUGUUUUGCCGCAGUCUCCAUUUGCACUUGUCUUGCCUUUGGCGUAUUGACAGUUAACAUAAACAGGCAAUGCCCACUUAUGUCACUUGAUUACUUAAAGGCAAUGUUCACCUUCAUAAACCAUUUUUCUUUAUCUCCCCAGUGCAUCCAAAAUGUAAAAAAA
Molecule: messenger RNA, 2879 nt
Organism: Bufo bufo (common toad)
Lineage: Eukaryota; Metazoa; Chordata; Amphibia; Anura; Bufonidae
Gene: UBTF
Product: upstream binding transcription factor
Exons: 20
Coding region: 475-2553 (692 amino acids)
Source: RefSeq, a predicted model, not a curated record